Messenger RNA from Malassezia pachydermatis, 1161 nucleotides. Its product is annotated as oxysterol binding protein. Gene Ontology annotation, molecular function: oxysterol binding. NCBI's taxonomy places the organism in Eukaryota, Fungi, Basidiomycota, Malasseziomycetes, Malasseziales, Malasseziaceae. The transcript has 3 exons. The record is from RefSeq and is a predicted model, not a curated record. Gene Ontology annotation, cellular component: intracellular membrane-bounded organelle; membrane; cytosol. Bases 1 to 1161 code for a protein of 386 amino acids. Gene Ontology annotation, biological process: maintenance of cell polarity; endocytosis; exocytosis.
AUGAGUGCUGAGCAACCUGGUCCUGGGCUUUCAAGUGAGAAUCAAGGUGGAUGGAUGCAUUUCCUCAAGUCCAUCGCCAGCUUUUCGGGCGAUCUUAGCAAAAUGACAGCGCCGUCGUUCAUUUUGUCGCCCGUGUCGCUGACCGAGUACCCGAGCUACUGGGGAGAGCACCCCGAUACCUUUAACGAGGUCCAGGAGGGAAAGACGCCGGAGGAGCGUAUGGUAGCUGUGCUUCGUUGGUUCAUUGCCACACUCAAGGGUCAGUACACCUCGCGCAACACCAGCAUGGGUCACGAGAAGAAGCCGCUUAACCCCGUGCUUAGUGAAGUGUUUUACGGUAAAUGGCCUGACCACAGUGGUCGUGGUGAAUUGACGCUUGUGUCGGAGCAAGUGUCGCACCACCCCCCGAUCACUGCGUACUACUUGGAGAACAAGAAGGCCGGCGUAAGUGUGCAGGGCCACAGCGGUCAGAAGACCUCAUUCAAUGGCCGUACAAUCUCUGUGCUGCAGGUGGGCCACGCCUUCAUGCGUCUGAAGCGUCCAGAGGGUGAGGAUGAGGUGUACCUGAUUACUCUUCCUACGCUUCACAUCGAUGGUUUGUGGUACGGAUCGCCCUACAUUGAGCUGGCCGACACGACGUACAUUCACUCAUCGACGGGCUAUCUCGCCACUAUCAACUACAGUGGCCGUGGCUACUUCUCGGGCAAGGCCCACUCCUUCCAUGCGACGGUGACGCAGUCUGGUUCAUCGACCUCGUUGUUGGAGGUCGCCGGCGAUUGGUCGGGAAGCAGCACUGUGAAGAAGGGCACUCUUCUUCCUGUAAGCUCUACGUUCUGGGAUGCGAACGUGAGCCCUCGCGAGGAGAUUCAGGUCAAGCCAAUUUCAGAGAUGGGCGAGUACGAGAGCCGCCGCUUGUGGCAGGUUGUUUCCCAGGGUAUCCGGACAGGCAACUAUGACGUGGCGUCGAAGGACAAGUCGCGUAUUGAGAACGAGCAGCGUGCGCUACGCAAGAAGCGCGAGGAGGAAGGCACGAAGCACGAGUUGAAGCACUUUGAGCUCAUUGAGAAUGAUCCGGAUUACGCCAAGCUCGCUGUGGCAUGCAAGAACCAACCGAACACGCAGUCCACGUACCGCUUCACUACCGGUCCUACGAAUGCGUAA